AUGAAGGACGACGUGCGCAGGCUCCUAUGCGUGGACCAUCUCCCGCUCCUCACGCACCAGCUGGCAGCGCCAUCCAGCCGAGCCCACGUGGCGAUUCCGGCGGCGACGCGCGAGGACAACACGCUGCCGACGAACGGGCUGCUGCAUGGACCGUACCGUAAACACACGCUCGACCAACGAAGCCGUGGCAAGCUCGAGCUGGAAGCAUGCUACGUUGGCACGGAGCUCCACACGUCGAUGCCCAACAAGGGCGCGCUGGUCGGCAACGUGUACGACGAGAUCCCGGACGAGUCGGACGAGCUCGUGUACGAUGCGCUCGAGAAGGCGUACAAUGCAGCAUUCACGAUGAGCUCGACAGAGAAGCUCGAGCGCGAGCGCAAGAUCCACGUCUGCAUGAACGAUACCUCGUUCGUGCACGCGAAACCGGCGGCACCGAGCCACGCGACGUCGCCCUUCGACACGAUUGACACGUGGCGCGACGCGCUCUUGGAAGGGCGAAAGCGAGCGAUCUUUGCCGUCACGAAGCGCCAUGCCCUUCGUGACAUUGACGCAUACAAGGUGCGUGCCAGCUUCUCCUGGCCUCGCUCCAAGCGCAACGCGACGAGUACCAUACCUUUCCAAUCGAGUUGUUUUGCUCACCCUUCUUCGUAA
Messenger RNA from Saprolegnia parasitica CBS 223.65, 651 nucleotides. RefSeq lists its product as hypothetical. The record is from RefSeq and is a predicted model, not a curated record. The coding region runs from base 1 to 651 and encodes 216 amino acids. The transcript has 2 exons. Lineage: Eukaryota; Oomycota; Saprolegniomycetes; Saprolegniales; Saprolegniaceae.